Messenger RNA from Vidua chalybeata, 2680 nucleotides. Its product is annotated as nucleolar pre-ribosomal-associated protein 1-like. The coding region runs from base 1017 to 1943 and encodes 308 amino acids. Gene Ontology annotation, biological process: maturation of 5.8S rRNA from tricistronic rRNA transcript (SSU-rRNA, 5.8S rRNA, LSU-rRNA); maturation of LSU-rRNA from tricistronic rRNA transcript (SSU-rRNA, 5.8S rRNA, LSU-rRNA). The record is from RefSeq and is a predicted model, not a curated record. The transcript has 9 exons. Lineage: Eukaryota; Metazoa; Chordata; Aves; Passeriformes; Viduidae. Gene Ontology annotation, cellular component: nucleolus.
GCGGGGCCGCUUUCGGCGGGCGGCGGAGGCGCGGUCGCAGCGCUCACGGGCCGGGGGCGGCGGGCGGGGGGCGAGCGGCGUCGGAACAGGGCUGCACUCCCCUUUCCCGAUCCCCGCGCGCGUCCCUCUCUAGACGCUGGAAGCGACCGCGUGCCGGAAAAUGCCGCCGGGGCGGCGCGCAGGCGGCGGAGCGGGGCCCCGGCUUUCCCCGCCCCUCCUGCCGCCAUCUUUGGAAGGUCAAGCGAGCCGUCCCCGUCCCGCCGCGUCGCUGUCUCGUCCCGCCGCGUUCCCGCCGCCUCCCCGUGCUUCCCCGCCGUCUCCACUCUGACACGAUCCGCCCCCGUCCCGGACCCCCUCCGCUGCAGGGAAAUGCAGGAGAACGCGAAAGCAUCGGGGCAGAGCAGCCGCUGGAGGUGCCCGAGCCGUCUCCCCCUUGCCCGCAGGGCCGGAGUUGCCCACCGCCGGCAGCUGACAGCUACGCUGACAGCACGGGCGGCUCCGGCACGCUUUGCCUCGCUGUGUUCCGGUGCCGUGCUGCUGCGGGAGGACGGGGCCAGCGCUCCAAAGGCCAGAGCAGAGCGCUGGCGAAUGGGAGGCGAGGAAGGCUUGGGCUAAGGAUGGAUUGCAACCGGGCUGCCUGUAAGUGCGCAGAGAGACCUUUGUCAUCCACGCUGCCAAAAGGAGCACCUGGUACACCCUAUAGGCGUGCCUUGUGUUUCACGUGUUUUCAUUUCCUGUUUGUGUCAUCCCAAAAAGCAGGGACGGAGCAAAUGGGACUGGUUCCCACUGUUGCUGUGUGAAGGCUUUUUACAGGCUGCUGUAUUGAUGUCAUCUUUUUUUCACCCCAAGCUUGGCUUCUCCCAUCCUUUUCCCGUGGCUGCUGAAUUGGGUGUUCCCAGGAGGGCUGGGUUCCUCAGCAGGGGUCUUAGGAGUUGCUGUGGAUUCUGAUUUUUCUGAAGCUGUAUGGAGGCGUGCUAGCGAAUCAGCUCUUUUCUCUCCUGAGAAGCUUUCCAUCUAUGUCCACCCGUGCCUCUCUGUGUUUUAAUCACGUCCGUGCUGGAGAGUGGGAGAAGGGUCCCUGCUGGCUGCCGUGUCCUGGGUGGGCACAGAGCUCUGACCUUGGCCAGAUGGGCUGGUUUCCGGGUGUUUUGAUCCUGACGUCGCCAAAGCCUCAGGCUUCUCUCCCGGGGCCCUUGCCGUUGCUGUAUCUCUUGGAUGCCGUGCAGAACGGAAUCAGGCAGCCAAGCCUCAGGUUCACCUUCUCCCUCACCCUCUGCGCUGCUCGUGUGGCACAGCAGAUCCUGAAGCCAGAGGAGCACGUGUACAUAAGGGUAAAGAGAUUCCUUCUGUCGCACCGGUGUUUGGACCUGAGGAAGGUACCGGGUUUUCUCCAGCUUUUCUACAGUUUUGAUUUUGAGAAAACAGAGCGCGAGUGGAUCCUCAGAUUUCUUGGGGAAGGGCUGCGUGACAAACAUUGCUGUGAGCUCUAUGUCUACCAGAGGAUUUUCCGGGUCAUUCUUGCCUUUCUCAGCAGUCCUUUGUGUGACCAGGGCUCCCAGAGUCCUAUUCUGGAGAUACGACAGAGUGCUGCCCGUGUCACCUCUAGAGCUGCCCAUGAGCCGAUAGAGGAUCACAGCCUCCUCUCGUGGGUCCUGCACGGCUUAGAGAAAAGGACCUGCUGCACAGGAAGUGGCACAGUAAUGGAUUUGAGCUGUCUAGAACGUUACUUCUCCUCCCCUUGCCUCUCCCUGACAAAAAAAAUCUCUUCUGCAAGCACAGAGUGCCCUGACAGGUUCAGGUUUCUGGAGAACAAGGUGAUAAAUAAAAUGAUUUCCUUACUCCAUCCUCUAUGGCUAAUAAAUUUAGGAGACAAGAGAGAAAACAGGAAUCGGUCCCAGAUGCUGCUGUUGAGAUGGAUAUAUGAUCUAUCUAUCUGUAUAUAGAUAUAUGUAUAUACGUAUAUCUGUGUAGUGAUAAUAAUGGGAGUUUUUAUGAUACGUUGCUUCACCGUUUUAUAUUUUUAAUAAAGUGUGAUUUUAAGUUAUUAGUUAUGAUAUUUUAUUAUAGUUAUUGGCUAAAGUAACAUUUUCUUGUAUUUUAUUGGUAUCAAGUAAUUAAUGUUAAUCAUGAAUUGGUAAGAGUUUGUAAUGAAUUAUUAAGCUAUGAAUAUUGUUCAUUAAGGUACGUCUUUUUUAACUGUAGGUAUUUUCAUGUGUUUAUAUGGGUUUUUAUGUUAAUGAUUUGGGGUUUUUAUGUUAUGAAUAUAUUAGUAUUUUAUUAGGUUUUUCUUGUUAGUUUAGUUGUUUGGUGUGUAGAUUAUUCAUUAAGUAUGUUUAUCUAUAAAUGUUUUAAAUUUAAGUUAUAAAUCUACUUGUUAAGGAUUUUUGUAGAGUUCUAUGUAAAAAUUUAAAUCGGUAGGGGAGAUAAAAAGCAGUAAUUAUUAAUAAGAUGAGUAUUUUAGUUUUUAAUAAUGAUUUAAGUUAUUUAGUGAUGUUUUAAUUCUUGAAAAUAUUAUUUCGUUAUUUUUUAUUUAUGUGUGAUUGAUUAAUUUAAAAUUUUUGUAAUGUUUUUGUAAAUUGAUUUCUUGUGAUUUCAUCAAUUUAUAUAUUUUUUAAAUGUUUUAUAUUUAUGAUUAUGUGUGAAUAAUAAAAAAUGAACAGUUGUUUUAUUUUGUAAGGUA